AUGGAGGAGGGGUCCAGCACGGCACGGGCUGUGGUCCGAAGUACCUGUGGCUUUACCGUGGGUUUGUCCUUGGCCACAGCCUUUGGGCUCCUAGAGCUCCUAGGGGAAGGACACAGCCCCUUUGGCUGCCUGGUGACCACCGUCACUUUGGCCGCCUUCCUUAGCUUGGGCAUGGGCUUCUCCCGGCAGGUCCGGGUCUCCGUCCUCCUGUUGCUUCCUCAGGCCUUCUCCCAGCAGAGCCGGUUACUGCUGCUGGUGGCUUCCUUUGGGCUGGUGCUACAAGGGCCUUGUGCGAACACCCUGCAAAACUUCACCCGGGCAAGUGAAGCCGUGGCCUGUGGGGCAGAACUGGCGCUAAACCAGACGGCUGAAAUGCUGGAGCGGGUCAAGCAGCCCCUUGUCAGUGCUCUGUCUAAGAUUAAAGCCAUUGCCCAGAAGGCCAAAGUGGUGGGUGACCGGAUACGCAAGUUCUUCCGGUCCGUCAUAGAUGCCGUGAAACACAUAGCCAGGUGCCUGCAGAAUGUGUGGUAUUGGCUCCUUCAUAUUGGUGACGUGUGCAACUCCGAGCUGGGCAACCCUUACUCAAAAUGCACCCAGGUGUUUGAUGAUGCCAAGAUCCACUGUAUGAAGGUCGUGUCAGGAUUCCCUCACCUGUGUUAUGCGCUCUUGCCAUUCAAACUGGUGGUCUGUGGACUUGCCAGCUUGGUCCAGAAAUUCUGUGUCUUACCUUCGUACCUCGAAGUUUUCCUGCGAACGGCCAUCCGCACCCCCGUGAUGAAGCUGCUGGACAAGCUACGUCGUGAGUUUGAGUUCAACAUGACAGCCACCCACUACUUCUCUGUGGACCUCAAUUCCUCUCGGAGCCUGUCCCAGGUGGCUUUGGACCUGCAGGAGGCUGUCAGCAUGAAGUUGUACACUGCCAGGGAGGCCCUGUCUUUGAUGGGCUACACCACGCCUCUGCUCAUUGGAUUUCUGUACAUCCAAGCCCUGUGUUACCGGUACUAUUAUCUGAACUCGGACAAAUUCGACAAUGUCUAUAUCACCAGGCGCUUCCUGGACAUGGAGGCGGCCCGCUCCCUUGCAGGGAUGCCCACGGUGCUGCCUCUGAGUUCUCAUGAGGCCAAACACUACAUCCAGCCAGACUCCAUGUUCCUGAGCCAGCGGGAACAGAUGUUUUAUACCUUGGAGACCUUUAACCUCACCCGCCAUCUCCUCAUCAUGCUCCUCCUGGUCUUUCUGGACUAUGGCGUCUUCUGGCUACUUGAUCUGGCCCGGUACCACCUCCAGGGCGAGAUCGUAGCCCGCAGCCCUGUGGUAGUAUCAAUUUCGGUGGAAGGGUCCGGCUACUCAGGGAAUAUUUACCGUGACCUGGCGUCAGCUUUUGAUGUUAUGCAACAAGGCAAUGUCAGUGUAUUGUCACCGCGCUGCACCCUUCGUCCCUCAGAACCAGAUGCUAAGAGUUACAUCCUUAUCGGUAUCAUGUACGGUCUGUGCUUCUUCGUCACUCUGUUUGGCAGCUAUGUCAGCAGGCUGCGGCGUGUCAUCUGUGCCUCCUAUUACCCCAGCAGGGAGCAGGAAAGGAUCACCUACCUUUACAACAUGCUUCUGAGCCAUCGGACCAACAUAAUGGUGACGGUGCAGCGAGCAGUGAGGCGACGGGCAGCGGACCAAGGCCAAAUGAAUAUCCUCCAGGUGCUGGCCAUCCGGUUGCCUUUCCUAAGGCCAUUGCUCGGCUCGUUUGCGCUGCAGCAGUCUUACUGCAUGGGCUGUGGGCAGCCUGAAGACAAAGGGGGCAUGGAGAACUUUGUGUCCUGCAGUACCCCGGGCUGCAGAGGUCUCUACUGCCCUACCUGUUUCCGUCUCCUGAACAACACCUGUUCUGUAUGUUCCGCUCCACUCUCCAACCAGGGGCACCUGGACCUGGAGCUGGACUCCAGUGAUGAGGAGAGUCCUCAGCUGUGGCUGGCUGCAGCUCGAAGGCAGGCCCCCGAGCAGGAGCUGAAACUUCGACAACAGCUUCAGGAAGCACUGGGCACGAACCUAACAGACUAG
Molecule: messenger RNA, 2052 nt
Organism: Mus pahari (shrew mouse)
Lineage: Eukaryota; Metazoa; Chordata; Mammalia; Rodentia; Muridae
Gene: Dcst2
Product: DC-STAMP domain containing 2
Exons: 14
Coding region: 1-2052 (683 amino acids)
Cellular component (GO): membrane
Source: RefSeq, a predicted model, not a curated record